UCAAGAACGGAACGUCACAGAUUCCAACAAACGUCAUACGCUGUUUAUAAUACUCGGAAAGGUGAAAGUGAUGUAUAAUGCUAUGUUUCAAUAAUUUGACAAGAUUUGCUGUGUGGGCACUAGGAGCAGUAGCAGUUGCUGCCGGAUUACAUUUUUUAUACAAGCGUGAGGAUAAGAUGCGGAGAUGUUUGAAGGGCAUCGAAAACACACCCGUUGACGGAGUUUUAGGGUGAGGGAUCCCUUCAGUGAUGGGGAAGGGAAUACCCAGUACAGAGAGUUUCUUCAGGUUUUCUCAAUUUUUCUGAUGGAUGCAAUUACACACAGUUGGACAUAGCCACCCCUGAGGCUGGGGGAAAACAUGAGAAGGACGAGGUCUCCAGUGUUCAGCUGAACAGUGAGGAACCCAGUGAAGACAAAGAGUGUGAGCAGGAGAGACAGACUUUCAAGGUUCUUAAGGAGAUGCAUGAUGACUUGUUAAACAUGAUAAAGCAGAGAGAGGAGGAGUGUGAGCAGGAACGGCAGGCUCACAGGCUCCUAAAGGAGAAUUAUUAUAGGUUGAUAAAGAUGGUAAAGCAGAAUAAGGAGGAGUGUGAGCAGGAACAACAAGCUCACACACUCCUAAAGGUGAAGUAUGAUGAGAUGGUUAAGCAAAAUGAGAAGGUACUAAAGGGUACUCUGGAGCAUGAGCAUGGCAAACUGAAGGAGCAAGUAAAAACACUGCAAGGCUCAGUGAAUAGGUUGGAGGGGCAAUUCUAUGAAGCCCAAAGGGUGUGCGAAGAGCUACUGAAUGAACAAGAGAAAAGGUUCUGCAAUGACCUUUUAACCAGUUCCCAAAAUUCUGUGGUAUCUACUGGAAUAACUGAGUUGAUUAAGGAUGAUCUAAAGUUCAACCAGAUGCACCAGGCACACACUCAGCAAGUACCACUGGAGAUGCUGAAGACAGAACCCUCUGGGACGUGUUGUGAGAAAUCAACUGUAUCUACAGGAAUAACUGAGCCGAGUGCUGAGGAUGAUCUAAAGUUCAACUCGAUGCACCAGGCACACACACAGCAAGUCCCAUUGGAGACGCUGAAGCCAGAACUCUUUGGGACGCGUUUUGAGACAUUAAAUGAGCAGAUGAGACAACAGGAUUACAAUGUCCUUUGGUUACAUUAUGAAAAAACCCUGAGAUCUCUUGCUGAAGCUGAGGAGGUAGCUAAUACUGCUGUAGCUUCCAAUAAUGAACUGGAGUACAUGAACUCGAUCCUGAUGGAAAAGGUUAAAAUGCAGCAUGAAAUAGUGAAGAAGUUGGAAAGACAAUUAUGUGAGGAUCAAAAGACACGUGUUAAGUUAUUUAAGAGUUCACUGGUGCACGAGAAUGCCAGACUGAAGGAGCAAGUAAAAACACUUCAAGAUUCAGUGGAGAAGCUGGAGAGAAAACUUCAUGAAUGCCACUGCACGCAUGAAGAGAACCUUGAGCUACAGAAAGAGAACAUCAAUGUUACAGAAGAACUGAAAAGCAUGCAGAGUUCAACAGAGAAUCUAUGUUCUAUUUCAAAUAAGGACAUUGGACAUUCCACAAAAUGAGCGAUCCAAGCGAGAAACAUUUGAUUCAUGUCUACUUAUGUUUUUCUUCCUAAACUCCAAGUUUCUAAUAAUAAUACUCCAAAUGAUGUGUUUUUCCUUUUUUUUUUUUACCUGCUAUUGUACAAUACAUGAACACGAAGGAGGAAAAAAUAUGAUCACCGUCAGCCACUGAGACCCCCCCCCCCCAAAAGGAUCUACAGGUGGAAUAAAUUUGCAAAAAUGAGAAUAAAAUGUGCCUUAGAAUGUU
Messenger RNA from Tachysurus fulvidraco (yellow catfish), 1813 nucleotides. Its product is annotated as golgin subfamily A member 6-like protein 4. NCBI's taxonomy places the organism in Eukaryota, Metazoa, Chordata, Actinopteri, Siluriformes, Bagridae. The transcript is spliced from 15 exons. Bases 460 to 1566 code for a protein of 368 amino acids. The record is from RefSeq and is a predicted model, not a curated record.